UGACGCUGCCAUUCCCAUGAUUCCCCGCGCUGUGCCGGAGCCGCUGUCAGUCGGAGGCCGGAUAGGGGAGCGGAAGGAUGAAGAUCUGGACAUCGGAACACGUGUUUGACCACCCAUGGGAGACGGUCACCACAGCCGCCAUGCAGAAGUACCCCAAUCCCAUGAACCCCAGCGUCGUCGGGGUGGACGUAUUGAACCGGCACGUGGACCCCAGCGGCAAACUGCACAGCGAGCGGCUCCUCAGCACCGAGUGGGGGAUGCCUUCCCUGGUCAAGUCGAUUAUCGGGGCAUCUAGAACCAAGACCUACGUUCAUGAACAUUCCGUGGUGGAUCCUGGGGAGAAAACAAUGGAGCUGAAAUCCUCCAAUAUCACAUUCACAAACAUGGUGUCCGUGGACGAACGACUCCUUUACAAGCCGCACCCCCAAGACCCUGGGAAGACGGUGCUGACCCAGGAAGCCAUCAUCACGGUGAAGGGGGUCAGUCUGAGCAGUUACCUAGAGGGCAUGAUGGCAAAUACCAUCUCUUCCAAUGCAAACAAGGGUCGGGACGCCAUGGAGUGGGUCAUCGGCCGAUUAAACGCCGAAAUUGAAGAUCUCAAAGCGUCGACCAGGAGCAGCAUCAGGUCCUCGAUGGCGGCGGCGGCGUUCGUGGAGAAAUGAUGACACGGAAGGGGCCACAGUAGCGAUUAGUUAUUUUAGUUAGCCAAUGAUACGGAGCAAGCCGUGGCUCCUCCCCCCACGCAGUUACAGUUAAUCUAUUUAUUCUUAUUUAAGAAUGUAUCUUUAUUGAGUAGGUUUUCAAAUUGGACUUUGUUUCGGGGGGGGGGGGGGGGGGCAACGGCUUUGGGGGAACAACGAUGACAUUAGGGGGACCAGCAGGCGGCCCUCCAUGGAUACGACUGGAUGCCAGCCCUUUCUAACGUGGCCAAAUGCCCGACUUGUGUCAUGUGACCUGAGACCCCUCCCCCAUCUAAGGCUGAAGUGGGGGCGGCCCUGGAAAGCUUUUCAUUUACUCCAAAUUCACUGUAUGGGACCAACCAUGUGACCUAUGCCUAUAACAGAAUAAUGCCUUUAUCCCUCGCGCUAACGACUGAUGGUUGCCUGGCAACGUAGCAACGCUCGUAUUGCCGCCGACUGCAUUUAGGCUUUAGAAAUGGUUCAUUUCUCCCUUUUUAUAAUAUCAGUAAGAAUUUCCUUUAUUUCCUACCAUCAGAGGGGCCACAUAGACCCGUGUCCAACAUCAACACUGAGGGCCAUUAUUUUAUUUUUACCCUAGUUACCCCCCCCCCCCCAUAAUUAGCAGUUUCUAUGAGAACUAGCCCCUCCCUUCCACCAACUAGCCCCUCCCUUCCACCAUCUCUUGCCUGUGUCUCGGGUUUACAGAGAAGGAGGAUUGCAUUAUAAAGGGCAUUUAAUUAGUGAUCAAAAUUGGAUUAUUGCCCUCUCCUUCUGCAGUUGCCCCGAAGCCAGAAAAUAUAAUAAUAUAGAUCUUAAAUGGAGCACAAACUCUAUGUUGGACACGGGGGGGGGGGGGGGGGUAUGUUGGCCACUUAUAUAACUGGCUCUUGAUUGGCUGCAUGUUCCUCUGCUAUUCAAAGCAUGUAAAUUUGCUUCUAUUGUAUUUCCCCACCCUCUCCCAGCCCCGCGGGGGCAGCACCCGUACAGGGCAGGUAGUAACAUCCAACAGGGAAUCCCAGGGUGGGGGGAUUAUGCGCUUUACAAAGGGGGGGGUUCACCUUUGAGUUAACUUUUAGUAUAAUGUAGAGAGUCAUAUUCUGAGACAGUUUUCAAUUGGUCUUCAUUUUUUAUUAUUUGUAGUGUUUUCUCCUGCAGCUAUUUGGUUGCUAGGAUUCAAAUGACCUAAGUAACCAGCGUGUGGUUUGAUGGAGAGACUGAUAUCAGAAUAGGAGAGGCUGCAAAGAGUUCAAAUAAUUCAAAAACUAUAAAUCAUGAAGACCAAUUGAAAAGCUGCUUAGAAUUGGCCUUUCUAUAACCUACUAAAGGUCAACUUAAAGGUGAUCAGCCCCUUUAACUUUGAAAAGACCAGGGCUGUGAGCUGUAGUUCAUACCGGUUACCCUAAAGCGAUAGGAGGACGUCACAGAGAUUGUAAUUGAAGGUCACAGAAAAAUGAAGGAGUUAUUGUUGAAGUACUGAGGAUAAUGUAGUGCCUGGGGGGGUAUUUAAUGAGGGGUAUUAGCAGUUUUGAAGUCUGUACUUGCGGGAAGAACCACUUGGGUAAACAACACCCCCCCCCCCCCCCCACUGCUCGUUUUUAUUGUUCAUCGUUACUAUUGAAUAUAUAUAUAUAUCUGUGUUCUGCUACCUGUUGUUGAUGUAACCAGUGUUCAGUGGUUCUGGGCACCCUGGGAGAGAUCUGGCCGGGCCGGCAGAACCGAGCAUUGCAUGGGUUAAUACUGGCGCCUUCAUGGACAUUUUUGUAAAAAUGAUCACUCCAGAGUUUAUUUUUAUAUAAAUAUUGUUCUUACUAAAAGGGAUGUUAUUUCAUCAACAAAGCCAAGUAAAGUGGGGAAAACAACAA
Messenger RNA from Xenopus tropicalis (tropical clawed frog), 2542 nucleotides. It is a transcript of the gene prelid3b, whose product is annotated as PRELI domain containing 3B. NCBI's taxonomy places the organism in Eukaryota, Metazoa, Chordata, Amphibia, Anura, Pipidae. Gene Ontology annotation, cellular component: mitochondrial intermembrane space. The record is from RefSeq and is a predicted model, not a curated record. The coding region runs from base 78 to 662 and encodes 194 amino acids. The transcript is spliced from 6 exons.